AUGUCACGUAGCAGAGAUCGCAGAGGAAAGAGCAGAGCCAAAGCCAGGAUCAGCAGAACAUACAGAGCAGGACUGAAGUUUCCAGUUGGCCGUAUACACCGCUUUUUGAGGAAAAGGAAUUAUGCCAAACGCUUCAGUGCCAAUGCUCCAGUGUUCCUGGCCGCUGUGAUGGAGUUUAUGACUAGGGAGGUCAUGUUCUUGGCUGGGUAUGAAGCUCGGUCAUGGAAGAGCCGCCGCAUUACUCCUCGUCACCUGCAGCUGGCAAUGCAUGUAGAUGUGGAGCUGGAUGAACUGGUAAAAAAUGUCAUCAUACCACAGGGGGGCGCUGUGUGCUGUUCUCCCAUCAAAGAAGUGUACCCCUGUUUCAUCCAGAUACUGCCACCUGCAGACUUCUAA
Messenger RNA from Bufo bufo (common toad), 396 nucleotides. RefSeq names its product histone H2A-beta, sperm-like. Gene Ontology annotation, cellular component: nucleosome. The record is from RefSeq and is a predicted model, not a curated record. The transcript has a single exon. The coding region runs from base 1 to 396 and encodes 131 amino acids. Lineage: Eukaryota; Metazoa; Chordata; Amphibia; Anura; Bufonidae. Gene Ontology annotation, molecular function: protein heterodimerization activity; structural constituent of chromatin; DNA binding.